Oryzias melastigma (Indian medaka) is the source of this 1083-nucleotide messenger RNA. Its product is annotated as eukaryotic translation initiation factor 4E-1A. NCBI's taxonomy places the organism in Eukaryota, Metazoa, Chordata, Actinopteri, Beloniformes, Adrianichthyidae. Gene Ontology annotation, molecular function: RNA 7-methylguanosine cap binding; translation initiation factor activity. Bases 65 to 778 code for a protein of 237 amino acids. The record is from RefSeq and is a predicted model, not a curated record. The transcript has 7 exons. Gene Ontology annotation, biological process: translational initiation. Gene Ontology annotation, cellular component: eukaryotic translation initiation factor 4F complex; cytoplasm.
AAAAUGUCACAAACGAAAUCUGUCGAAGUUUCUCGUUUUCUGCUUUGUCAUCAAUCUUCUGCGCAUGCGUAUUGACGAGCCGCAAUUAGCUAAUUUAGCGGACGCAAAAUCUCUGCGUGAAUUCCAGAAGAUGGCGACCGCCGUAGUGGUGUCCACUUCUAUUCCUGGAAACCUUGAGGAAAAAAGUGAAAUAAGCAAUGGAAAGAUGGGGAAUCCUCAAGCUUAUCUCAAACAUCCCUUACAGAACAGGUGGACUCUUUGGUUUUUCAAGAAUGACAAAAGCAAAACCUGGCAGGCCAACCUUCGCCUCAUCUCUACAUUUGACACAGUUGAGGAUUUCUGGGCGUUAUACAAUCAUAUUCAACUGUCAAGUAACUUGAUGUCUGGCUGUGACUACUCUCUGUUUAAGGAUGGGAUUGAACCCAUGUGGGAGGAUGAAAGGAACCGCCGCGGGGGCCGCUGGCUCAUCACUCUGUCCAAACAGCAACGGAAAAUGGAUCUGGACCGAUUCUGGUUGGAGACGCUUUUGUGUCUUGUGGGGGAAGCCUUUGAUGAUCACAGCGACGAUGUUUGUGGAGCCGUCAUCAACAUCAGAGCCAAAGGAGAUAAAAUAGCAAUCUGGACCACAAACUGUGAAAACAAAGAGGCCAUCACACAGAUUGGUCGGGUGUAUAAGGAGAGGCUUGGCGUUCCACCCAAAGUGAUCAUCGGUUACCAGUCGCACGCGGACACGGCUACAAAGAGCAGCUCCACAACCAAAAACAAGUUUGUUGCCUAAAGAUCUUUGGCUUCAUCUUCAAGGGGGAUUUUCAGCCUUUUUUUCCCUUCAGAGUAACUAAAAGUUUACCUAUCAGAAACUUUUUAGAAAUGGAGCAAAGCUCGCCUUUACUUUGUCAGAACAUUUGUUGCACUUAAAAAAUAGUAAAUAUAAAAUCCCCAUGUUAACUUGAUUUUUUGAAUAUAAAUGUAUGCAGGUUUUUGCAGUUGAAUGUAUCCAACAUUCAUUUGCGUUCCAGUGAUGAUCUGAGUUUUUACCUUUAAGUUGUUUAUGGAGAAUUACUUAAUAAAGGUACAUGCAGAAAU